Messenger RNA from Aricia agestis (brown argus), 2024 nucleotides. RefSeq names its product carbohydrate sulfotransferase 11. Gene Ontology annotation, cellular component: membrane. Bases 296 to 1417 code for a protein of 373 amino acids. The transcript is spliced from 8 exons. Lineage: Eukaryota; Metazoa; Arthropoda; Insecta; Lepidoptera; Lycaenidae. Gene Ontology annotation, biological process: carbohydrate biosynthetic process. The record is from RefSeq and is a predicted model, not a curated record. Gene Ontology annotation, molecular function: sulfotransferase activity.
CGUAGCCACGUGCGGACGUAAUAUACGCCGCCAUGUUGUUUAUAAAUAAAUACACCAAUGAAAUAAAUAAAAUGAACGAAAGAUUAAAAAAAUGAAUAAAUGACAACACAUUAUGAACUGAGGGUGUUGUUGAAUGUUUAAUUAAGUAGUUGUGACUUGUGAAGUGAAUUUUCGGCGAUUCGACGACAUGAAUGAAAUUCAUUCAUUAUACAAGCAACCUAAUAAGAAAAUGUAAGAAACUAAAGUGUAAGUCAAAAGUGAUGUUGAAAGUGAAGUGUGAGUGCAGAAAGUGAAUAUGGGGAGAAGGAACCUUAGUAUGAUGCGGGUGGGGAGGUGUGUGGCCUUUCUGGUGGCUGCAGCCUUCCUCCUACCCUUCACCAUCCUGCUCAUGGUGGCAGACCAGCAAUACAACUUCACUUACAGUACAAAACGAGUGUUCUACCAAGAGAGCGACUUCUAUAAAAUAAACGGCACAUUUUAUGCGCCCGCAUAUGCAACAACUCCCGUUGUUCGGACGCAGUACAUCUUUGAGAACGGUACGGAGGAGGGUCUUCUCCCCCGUGACAAGUUCCUGGAGGUGGGAAGUCGGAUGGACGCGCGGAGGGAGUUCCUCCGAAGCCAGUGCUCCCGGCUAAGCCUGGACGACUACAGCCACAAGGCCUACGCGUGGGAGUACCUUAUUAACCGCCAGUACCAUGUGAUAUGGUGCAACAUCUUCAAAGCGGCCUCCACUUCCUGGAUGUACAACUUCAACCUGAUGGCGAACUACUCAGCCGCUUUCCUCGACAAAACCAAGGAGGUUCCUCUGGAGUUGGCGCGGAAGAAAUACGCGCGACCAACCGUGGAGAUGAUCAGAAAGGCCCAGGCAGACUCCAUCACGUUCCUCAUAGUGAGGCACCCAUUGGAGAGGCUGGCCUCGGCGUACAAUGAUAAGAUAGUCCACGCCUGGCCCAAGUCCUUUCACGACAAAAUGGGACAAAGAAUCAUUAGGAAAUAUCGGAAGGCGACCAGCAAGCCCGCUCUAACAGAGCGUUACCCUGUCUUCGAGGAGUUCGUAGCGUAUGUGCUGGACGAGGCGCGGGCGAGACGCACCCUGGACAUGCACUGGACACCGUACACAGACUUCUGUACACCUUGCAAGUUCAACUUCGACGUUAUACUCAAGUUUGAGACCUUGGAUGAGGACCAGCGGUUUCUCAUCCAGCUGGCCCACCUCCAGGAUAUCGUGAAGCCGGAGUGGCGGAACAGCGGCAAGGGCACCAACACGCUGCACAUCAUCAACCACCUGUACUCCCGCCUCAAGAAGUCGCAACUCGACGGCUUGUAUACGCUGUACAAAAACGACUUCCAACUCUUCAACUAUUCGAUCGACAACUACUACGAAAUAGUGCAAGACGACGAAACCAGCAAGGGUUGAAGACGCCUAGCAACACUUCGUGUCACAUCACUCACUAGGGCGGGAAAUGUCGAGUGUGCCGGCUUACAUCGUUAAUUAUAGGGAUGUCUGACGUCAAUCCCAUGUCGAUGAAGACCAACGCUAUCAUUCGUCAAGCCAUUUCAUUAUGGUAAGAGUAUACGUCAUUUGUUAUACACAUUUAAUGUGUUUUAAAUUAAAAAAAGAUCAGCAUUUAAGUAACUUCUUAUUCACUGGAAGAUACAUAUUUACAUGGUAAGUUGACUUACAUUUUCUAGUCAUUGGCAUUAUUAACUAUGCCAAUAUUAUUACUAGCGAGAUUUAACGUCAUUGUCAGUAGUAAAAUACUAUUAAUCACCCAUUAAUAAAAUGGCCACACGCAAACCAACACAAAGUGGCGUCCAUACUCCAUAGUCAAAUAUAAUUGGUAUAGUUUAGGAACUAAAAGUAAGGAAAAGAUGGUCAUAUUAGUCUUGUGACGUUAAACUUAAAACUACUGAUACGUUAAAAUUGGGGAACUAAAGCUUUUCUAAGAAUUCAUUAUGAAUGCAUAUUAGUGCUCGACAAGGCUUUAAAUGAACGUAGCGAAAAAAGGAACUAAUGGCUAAGG